Molecule: messenger RNA, 719 nt
Organism: Myzus persicae (green peach aphid)
Lineage: Eukaryota; Metazoa; Arthropoda; Insecta; Hemiptera; Aphididae
Exons: 5
Coding region: 125-577 (150 amino acids)
Source: RefSeq, a predicted model, not a curated record
CAAGAUUUUUGAAAUCCAGGUUGAAUUCAAUCCACUGACAGCAAUUUUGUAUACUAUUGAUUUUUUUCUACUAAUUUUAAACCUGUAUGCGAUACUAUGUGUGAUAUCGCAAUAUCAAGAACUAAUGGCGGGCAGAGGUACUGCACGUUUUGAACAAACCUUGAAGAUAUCACCGGUGAGAUACACGUGCCAGCCGACGGGCACCAGUUGCCUGAGUUCGAGGCGACCGGCUACACUUCCGGCGUCGCCGACGCAGAGUCCCACAAAGACUACGGUGACCGCGACCACGGGUUCGGUGGUGUUGGCUGCAGGCGGGACGUCCUCUGGCUCACGCAGGGGUUCCAGGAAACACGUUCAGUUCCCGGAUUUCGACGCUCCCAACCUUAAGUCCACAGACCUGUUGCAUGCCAACUGGAAACAAGGAUCAUCGCCACCACCAGAACAGAGCACCGUGACGACUGCAGAAUUAUCGAGUCAACAGCUACUGAUCUCCGACAACCAGUCAAGCAAUUUACAAGCCGAACUGCUGCAGAUAUCCAUGCAAGAUUGUCCAAAAAAAUUUACAGCCGAUAUCUAGACGAGUUUCAGAAGCACAUUUUUUCAUGGUGUCGCACAUCCAAUAUAGCCUUAUUAUAUAAUUUAAUAUACCUACAAUAAUAUAAGUUAUGUAAUGUUUUCUUUGAUAUAAAACUUUUAUUGUGUGAAAAACAUUAUUUUAA